Messenger RNA from Cynoglossus semilaevis (tongue sole), 3130 nucleotides. It is a transcript of the gene tmem151bb, whose product is annotated as transmembrane protein 151Bb. Lineage: Eukaryota; Metazoa; Chordata; Actinopteri; Pleuronectiformes; Cynoglossidae. The transcript is spliced from 2 exons. The coding region runs from base 444 to 1934 and encodes 496 amino acids. The record is from RefSeq and is a predicted model, not a curated record.
UCUCUCUCUCACACACACACACCGCUCCCUGCGGGCCAGGGCGCGUGGGCUUUGUAAUAACGAGCGGUUAAUACCAGCACCACCUGCGAUCAUGUUACUGCCGCAUUGACAGCUGUGCUACACAGAAUGAGGCAGGAUGCGGGCUUCCCUGUAGAUGCACAAACACGCACGCACUCACGUGCACUUUACGGUAAUUUCACAGCCGUCGGGAGGGAAAAAAAAAGAUUGCCCUCACACAGAGGGCUAUUUCACGCCGACAGAUACGGCUAAUGGUUGGGCGGUGAAGCUGUGAAUGGCAGCGGUCUGAUCACUGAUCGUCGUUGGACGGACGAGGAGCCGCUGCAGAAGCCGCCGCUCAAACAUCUUUCUUCUCCACGCCCUGCUGUCAUCAGCGACACUGUUGUUUGUAUUAUUGACAACAUUAGUAGCUGCCGAGCAGCACCAUGACCCCACCAGCGUCGGCUGCAGCAACAGCGAGUGAAAGCAGCACUACUACUGUUUUUGAAGAAGACACCAGGGAGGAGCAACGACCACUGAAGCAGUCCCUGAGCAAGUCCCUGUGUCGGGAGAGUUUCUGGAAAUGUCUGCUCUUGUCUGUUCUAAUGUACGGCUGCAUGGGAGCCAUGGUGUGGUGUCAUGUCACCAAGGUCACCCGCCUCACCUUUGACAGUGCCUUCAAAGGGAAGUCCAUGAUGUACCAUGACACCCCGUGCUCUGACGGCUACAUCUACAUCCCUCUGGCCCUACUGGGCAUGCUCUAUUUGGUCUACCUGGUGGAGUGCUGGCACUGCCAUGUGAAGAAUGAGCUACAGCACAAGGUGGACGUGGAAGGCAUCUCUGAGCGCAUCCAGAGGAUGCAGCAAGCCAAGCCCUGCAUUUGGUGGAAGGCCAUAAGCUACCACUAUGUUCGACGAACACGCCAGGUCACACGCUACCGUAACGGGGACCCUUACACGAGUACCCAGGUGUACCACGAACGCGUCAACACCCAUGUUGCAGAGGCCGAAUUUGAUUACAGCCACUGUGGAGUGAAGGAUGUUUCCAAGCAGCUGCUGGGUCUGGAGAAGUCGGCCCUGACAAAGAUGCGCUUCACCAAGUGUUUUAGUUUUGCCAAUGUGGAGUCUGAGAAUUCCUACCUCACACAGAGAGCAAGGUUUUUCACCGACAACGAGGGCCUCGAUGACUACAUGGAGGCAAGGGAGGGCAUGCACCUGAAGAACAUUGACCUCAAGGAGUACAUCCUGGUGCUGUCUGACCCUGACCGUCCACCCUGGUACCUGUCCCACUACGUCUUCUGGUUUGCGUCGUUCCUCACCUUCUCCUGGCCUCUCAGAGUCUUCACUGAGUACCGCACCGCGUACCUUCACUAUCGCGUAGAGAAGCUCUUUGGCCACGAUUACCUCCCCGUGACGCCGUGCGAUGAGCGGCCAUAUUGGCGCCGUAUUCCACGAGUGAACACCAUUGACAGUACUGAGCUGGAGUGGCACAUUCGAUCCAAUCAGCAGCUGGUGCCCAGUUAUUCAGAGGCCGGCCUAAUGGACCUAGCCCAGUGUCCGUCCAGUUUCAGUGGCGUUCGUCAGAAUUGUGAGCGUUGCCAUCGUGCCAUCAGCUGUUCCUCUGUGUUCUCCAGAAGUGCUCUCAGCAUCUGCACUGGUGCCAGCUCCCGGAUCCCCUUCAGCGGCAGCCGCUUCUCCCUGGCUCGCCGCUACGGAUCCCAGCGGAGCUGCUUCUGGAGGAGUGGCAGUCUGGAUGACCAAGAGAGUCCCAGUGAAAACACCCGCUGUUUAUCGCAGCGCCUCAACACAGAUGAGGAGGAACCUCCAGACUAUGAAGAUGCACUUUGCUACCCUGUGCUAAUUGUUCACUGCAGCGAGAACUGUCACAGCCACAGGUCGUUCCACAGACACAGCUCCUGUGUGGAGACCUCUCUAUGACUCUGUCUGUCACGGACAAAACUCAGUGGUAUCUCUGUAGCAUAAAAAAAAACUGAUGGCGGGUGAAAACACAUUUGAAUUGGUGAUGCACAGACUUAUGCUGUUAUUCUUUGUUGUGUGAAACGGUUGCCUAACGUCUGAAUGUUUGGGUUGCACCAAAGCAAUAGCAAUAACUAAUGAGAGUAAUACAGUAUGUGAUGGUACUACUGUAGGACACAAAAGACACAAAACAUCAGUUUGCUUCCAGUGAAACUCAAGACUGUUAUACUGUAUGUCAUUGCCAUAGCUUUUAGGAUCUCAUGUGUUCAGUCUGUAUGAAACUGAAACUGCAGUUACCUCAGAAAACCUCAACACGGACCAGUGGGACUGCUAAAAUGUCCAAAUACCAAACCACAAGAAUUGACCCUGAGCAACAAGGUCAAGCAAUUUGGAAUCAAUUUUUUGUGUGGAUUUCAAGUAUUAAAAUAUAUAUUUGUAUUGAUAAUUACAAAAUAAAUUCACCAUACUCAAUUAGAAAAAGAAAAUGCAUAUAAACACAAGACUAUAUUGUAUAGUUUUACUGUGACACAGUUUUAGUUUAAUUUUGUCCCACACAAAAUGACAGUGUUGUUGUUGUUUCUCUGCAUGGUGGUUCGUUAUGUGUAGUAUGGUGGAAAUGUUUUUUUAUUAUUAUGUCUCAGCAAGCAAAAUUACUAUGUAACUUUGUUUACAGUCAACUGUUGACGCUAUGUAGCAGUACCAUACAGCGACAUCUGUGUCCUUAUAGAGAUGAUAGAUCUGCCGAAUCUUGGUCUUUUUUGAAAGAACAAAUCUUAAGAGAAUCUGAUGAGAGUGGUGCUGAAGUUCAGUUUUUUAAAAACUUCUUCUAUGCUGAUUUUACCGUAUAAACUUAUAGGGUGACACAAGCCUGACGUACGGAUGCUGGCAUUUACUGAACACAGGGCUACCAGUUGAGUUACCUGAAAAAAAGCUCACUGAAUAAAACAUAUGCUGGUUUAUGUCUGCUAUAUCUACUAUUACAUAUUCUUCUGUUAUCAAAAGACAGCUGAAAUAUAGAGUUUGUGUGAAACAACAAACUGUCUGAGCCAUAUUUAUUAAUCUGCUUUAAUUAGUUACAACACAGAUUAACUCAGUAUAUGUAAUACUGCUUCUUUUACUAUUAUUAUUUUUUUCAAUAUUUAAUAAACAUGUAGAUU